This is a messenger RNA of Cladocopium goreaui, 3468 nucleotides long. NCBI's taxonomy places the organism in Eukaryota, Dinophyceae, Suessiales, Symbiodiniaceae. The record is from the annotation of a GenBank genome assembly.
AUGAACGGAGGCUCCCUGAAAGCGCCAGGCUUUUGCGGGAGCGUGCCAGAGCUCCAGCGAGAUCUCGCAGCACGCUUUGCAGCUCUUAGGUGCCUUGGCUCCGGAUGGCCAGUAGCCGAUCCCUUCUGGCGCGUUGCCAGAGAAGGCAUCCUCGAACAACUCUCAGAGGUGUCAUGCGUUCAGACCUCGAUGGGUGACCUCCGAAAGCCAGGGGAGGUCCUGCUGCGUGGAAGUGGCUCCCUUCGCCGUGCCAGCGAACUGAUGCCGGCGGAACUGGUGCGCGCCAGCUGCGGACGCUCUCUGUGCGACACGAGCGACUCCAGCGAGGAGCGCUUGCUGCGCAAGCUGGGUGCUGAAGACUUUGCAGCAAAGCAUUUAGGGCAGUGCCUGGCUUUUCGUGGUGGUGCCUGGCCACAAGGCUGGGUUGCAUCUAUUUGGGAUGGUGGCAGCGCUGAAGGUCUACGACGAGUAGCUGCUUUGUACAAUUUGCUCGGUGCCAUUGUACGACCUGGAGAGGAGGAAGGAAACGAGGCAGUUGAUCUUCUGUUACAGCUGCCAUCGCUUCCUCUCUUUCCCUUGCUUCGGGACAAGAAUGAGAGGUCGGAGAUUGUGUGUGCGAAAUUGGAAGAAGGGCCCAUCUACUUGGGUUUGUGCCCAGCGCUCUCUGAACGUUGGCAGCUGGUGUUGGGAACCCACAGUGCCUUGAGGCUUUUGCCUCCCUCGAUGAAAGCCAGUUUGGAUAGCCUGGGCACACAGCUGCUGACGAGCUUGGGCAUUGAGCCGCCGAGCCGCGUGCAGCUUGCAGAGGCAGCUCUACAGCGACAAUUGGAGGUGGUGCCAUGUGUUCCGGCUCCUCAGCCAGUGGCGUACUGCUGCUGGGCAGCUUUAGCUGUACUUCGAGACCUUUGGGCGGAGCCACUAGGGGAUGGCGCUGAGAUUCGAGGUAUCAUGGCUGUGUGCCAUGCGUUGAAGAACUUGGGCACGUGCAAAAGUGUGGAAGCAGCUGAAGCGCUAGUGAAGCUGAAAGGGGAAGAGGGAGGUAUUGGUGCCAUCCUUUUGGCCCCUGCUGAUGAGAUGCGGCCACCGCCAUCCUUAAGAUGUCCGUCGCUCUUGGGUCAUUCGCGGGAACUUCCCGCAGACCUGGUGGAACGCAUCGAAGGAUUUCUGGGGACCUCCUCUGUGGCUGUUGGGCCACCACAGAAACUUCAGACUUGGCCGCUGGCAGAUUGCCAAGAUGCUCACCAAAGAAGGUUGGAGGCACUGCUUUGGGAGGCUUUCUUCGUGGAUUGCUUAGGCGCCCAGCCGCGUCGCCCUGCAGAUUGGCGACAGGAGCGGGUGCCGGCAGAUCUGGCCUUCAGCCUGGGGCAGGAGCUUGGUAGUGAUGGCGCCCGAAGCCUUUGGGUGUCAUUGUUGGAUGAGAAGGCAGGCGAACAACUGUUGAAAGAUAGGUGUAUUGUAAACACGUGGCCCGAGUGCAUGCCAGGCUGUCCCGGAUGCCGUCUUCCGCUACUUGGAUCAGAGAUGAAGGGAUGUUUGGAGGGAGAUGUCUUGCAGGGAGCAGAGAGGCAUUCUGAGACUCGGCAGCAGUUCAAUUUGCAGCAUCGGAAACUGGGAAACUGUGAACAUUUUGGACCCCUGCAUCCUGGCCGCUGGUUGGUGCCCUUGACAUUUGCCGAGGUCUACUGGCCUGUGGCAGGUGCAGCCCUGAAUGGGCUCUACUUGGACCUUCCGCAGCUGGGAGCUGCUGAGGGUCGGGGCUUUCAGCUGCAGCAGUGCUUGCGGGGCCUUGGUGCCCGAGCUCAUUUGGACAUUGAAGGUCUUGCUGCAGCACUUGAGGCUCUGCUCCGAGGCCUGUGCCGGUCUCCUGCCCACUUCGCUCGCAUAUACUCGAACAUUGACACGCUGGAGACUACGGCAGAACCAGGCCAUGCCAAGCAUGCAGUCGAAGUGGAACAUUUUCUUCAGCAGUCCAUCUUUGAUCCAGCCUUGCCCGACCCCGUGAAAGCCAAUGAUUGUGUCUGGGAGCUGCCGAAAAACGAGUUGCUGGCACAGUGCUGCAGCUUGACAGUUCUGCGCGAUAUCUACACCACCUUUGGUGAUGUGCAGCUGAAGCGCUACUUCGAGGCACGUGGCGUGCCAGCCAUGCCCAACACGGCAGAAUCCUACCUGCGGAUGUGUCAGAAUCUGAUGGAUGCUGCAGAGGAACUUGGAAAAGCAUGGCGCAGAGCUGAAGGAAAUCCAGAGAUGGCACUAGUCACAUUGCCCGGCUCUCCCAAGCCCAAUGGCGCGAGCCGAAUUGGCGCUGUAGACUUUCUGAACCAAGUCUGGGACGCCUUGCUCUUCAUCUACAAAGGCAUGUCCUCCUUGGAAGGUCAGCAGCGCGAUGCCCUGCGACCCUUCUCCCCGGUGCACACUCUGCUGGUGCCGCUGCCCUGCCCACAGGGGGGUCCUCCACAGGUCUCCUCGAUGCUGGAGGUGGCGCGCUUCUAUGACGGAGCUCUCUUCCGAAGAAUCUCUGUUUGCGAGUCCUUCUGGGAAGUGGCGCCUGACUUGGCGGAUUCUCCUGCUGCAGCCUGGGCCAUGAGCCUGGCUUUUCCGCCGGAACUGAAACCGCUCUUCGUGGAGUGCUUCGGAGUGCGCGAGGUGGUCGACACCGCUGGGCUACGGGAAGGCAUCCUGGCACGUGUGAACCACGGCAAGCGGGGAGGCAUCUCGAGGCCCGGAGGCUUCGGCUUCGGUAGCUUCGGGAGCGAGUUGGGCUCCAAGGCAGUGAACGAGCUAGGCCUUCCUGACGAGCUGCUCCGUGCCUUGGGCGAUGGACGAGGAAGCGGAACUUCGGAGGGUGAUGCGCUGGCAGCGGCUGAGGAGGCUUUAGCAUCACUGCGUCGACGCCCUGGUGGCGGCGGCCAUAGUUCUGGAGAUGAGGACAACUUAGUGGCUCCGGCCCUGCCGGCACGCUCCGUGCGCUGCCCAGCCGCGCCGGAACGGCGCCUGCGACGAGCGGGCCAUGCGCGGGGGAGGCGUGGCGAGCGUGUGGCCGUGUACCGUGUGCAACGCUUAGAGAUGAGAGGCUUGGAGCUGGCCCGAGGAUAUGAUGCUUCGGAGAAAGAGCUGGACGACCUGGCCGUGGUGCUGCAGGGCUUGGUGUCCGUCUUUCAGUUGGACUGCGACUGUGUGGCCAUCGUCAAUGGAGAUGUGGUGACGACGCAGGAUGAUAAAGGCGAUUGCCACCACGGUGCGCGGCGCCAUUGGCCCUUGCUGUUCUCUGCCGGGCUGCGCCCCGCAGCGGAGAGCAGCUUUUGGUUCGGCGAGUUUUGCCAUGCCUUGGCGCAUCGCUCCACGGGCCCGGGGCAUGGGGCGCACCAUUCGAGGGUACCGCUUGGCUGCAAGAAGAAAAGGGAGAAGGAUGGAGAAGGGUGGCAUCUUGGGAGCUUGGUGGGAUCUUCUAUUUACCAUCUGGUUAUUUAA